Molecule: messenger RNA, 683 nt
Organism: Babjeviella inositovora NRRL Y-12698
Lineage: Eukaryota; Fungi; Ascomycota; Pichiomycetes; Serinales
Gene: RPS23A
Product: 40S ribosomal protein uS12
Exons: 1
Coding region: 158-595 (145 amino acids)
Biological process (GO): translation
Cellular component (GO): ribosome; cytosolic small ribosomal subunit
Molecular function (GO): structural constituent of ribosome
Source: RefSeq, a predicted model, not a curated record
CCCGAGUGUUAGGCAGGCGCAUACUGUGAGGGCGAGAAACCUUCGCUGUCCCACUGUCCGUUUGCUACUACCAGAAAAAAUAUUUCAGGCUACUUCAAAAGUAUUUGAAAAAGGACCGUUUUUAAUCCUUCUUACACACUAAAGACAAUUAUCAAAAAUGGGUAAAGGUAAGCCAAGAGGUCUUAACGCCGCCAGAAAGUUGCGUGUCCACCGUCGUGACAACAGAUGGGCUGAUCAACAGUACAAGGCCAGAUUGUUAGGGACCGCCUUCAAGUCCUCUCCAUUCGGUGGUUCUUCCCACGCCAAGGGUAUUGUGUUGGAAAAGAUUGGGAUUGAGUCCAAGCAGCCAAACUCCGCUAUCAGAAAGUGUGUCAGAGUCCAGUUGAUCAAGAACGGUAAGAAAGUCACCGCCUUCGUGCCAAAUGAUGGUUGUUUGAACUUUGUCGACGAAAACGACGAAGUCUUGUUGUCCGGGUUCGGUAGAAGAGGUAAGGCUAAGGGUGAUAUUCCAGGUGUCCGUUUCAAGGUCGUCAAGGUCUCCGGUGUCUCCUUGUUGGCUUUGUGGAAGGAGAAGAAGGAAAAGCCAAGAUCUUAAGUUAUGUCAAAUGCUGUUUAUUAUCGUUACGCCUUAUUUGAUUCCUUAUUGAUCCACGCAUAUUACUACCUAUGUUGUUAAUUUUUUU